AUGGAUAUGGAAGAAGCCCAGACCCAGGUGCAGAAGAACAAGCUGAAGGCUGUCAAGCCCCGUCCUCAACCUGUUGGUAAGAAAAAGGGUCAAGGUGUUGUGAGCAAGGAAGGCAGACCUGAUAUAGACAGUGGUAACACUGGUGCUGCUGGAAUUAGCAGCAAAGCAGCAGUUCUUGGAGAGGAUGUUGAUGAAGACUUCCUGCCUAGUGACAACAAUGAAGACACUUUAGAUAUUCAGAAAAGGAGGAAAGGAUGGAAAAUGACACCACAUCAAUCACUGAAGGCUGCCAUCAAUAAUGCUUGCAAGAAAACGAUGUUGGAAUCAGGGAUUGCUGAUGAUGAUCGAUAUCAAGCAUGUGCACAGACAAACAAGAAAGGCAACUCUUUGCCAUGA
Messenger RNA from Suillus subaureus, 396 nucleotides. RefSeq lists its product as uncharacterized. The transcript has a single exon. Lineage: Eukaryota; Fungi; Basidiomycota; Agaricomycetes; Boletales; Suillaceae. The record is from RefSeq and is a predicted model, not a curated record. Bases 1 to 396 code for a protein of 131 amino acids.